Molecule: messenger RNA, 9872 nt
Organism: Polyodon spathula (Mississippi paddlefish)
Lineage: Eukaryota; Metazoa; Chordata; Actinopteri; Acipenseriformes; Polyodontidae
Product: neurogenic locus notch homolog protein 1-like
Exons: 34
Coding region: 384-7985 (2533 amino acids)
Biological process (GO): cell differentiation; Notch signaling pathway; regulation of developmental process
Cellular component (GO): membrane
Molecular function (GO): Notch binding; calcium ion binding; signaling receptor activity
Source: RefSeq, a predicted model, not a curated record
AAAGCAGUUCUGAUUGCAGGCUGUUUUGUUGUGCAAAGCUACUUUGAAUAGAUAGGUGUGGUUUUCCCAAUGAUAUCUGAGAUACGGCUUUAGGAGAAAAAAUAUUUUUUUUCAAAAAGUACCUGCGCGGAAGGAUAACGCCCCUGAGUGCCUAGUGGAGAUUGCUGUGCUUGACAUGUUGAAUCAUUUAGACGUGAGAAGCUGAUGAGAGAACAGCACACACGCACCAGCAGGAUCAAUUCCAAGGAAUAAUCGUUACUGGGAUUUAUUUAUUAAGGAUAUUAUAUAUGUUUUAAACACUUGGAAGAAAAAAAACAAAAACUUUUGGAUCUAUGCUAACCCUACGUGGAAUUAUUAAGAAUAUUUAAAGCAGAAGAGAAGGAAUGCAUCACUUCUUUGUGAAACUAAUAUUUGUGAUAUCGCCGGUUGCUUUAACACGAGGUUCAAGAUGCACAGUCCUGCCUGCUGAGUCAUGUUUGAAUGGCGGGAGGUGUGACAGUGGCCCAGGCGGAACUGGGGAAUGCAGAUGUUCCAUCGACUAUUUCGGCAACAGGUGUGAGUACCCGAACCCCUGUCUCAGCUCGCCAUGCAAGAACGCAGGCACUUGUCGGCCGUUUACCCGUGGCAACACGGUAGAUUAUACCUGCAUGUGCCGGGUUGGAUAUACUGACCGUCUCUGCCUCACACCCAUUGAUAACGUGUGCCUGAACAACCCCUGCAGGAAUGGAGGGACUUGUGAGCUUGUCAGCCUCAAGGAAUACAAAUGCCGGUGUCCGCCAGGAUGGUCAGGUGAGACAUGUCAACAGGCUGAUCCCUGCGCCUCCAACCCUUGCGCCAACGGUGGCCAGUGCUCCCCCUUUGAAGCGCACUACAUCUGCAACUGCCCCUCGGGAUUCCACGGCCUGUCUUGCAAGCAAGACAAGAACGAGUGCGCCCUGAGCCCCUCCCCCUGCCAGAAUGGAGGCAAGUGCGUCAACGAGUUUGGCUCCUACCGGUGCGAGUGCCAGCAGCAGUACAUUGGAAAGAACUGCGAGAUCCCUUACGUGCCAUGCAACCCCUCGCCCUGCCAGAACGGGGGAACCUGCCGGCAGACCGGAGAUACCUCCUACGACUGCACCUGCCUGCCAGGUUUUGCUGGUCAGAACUGUGACAAGAACAUUGACGACUGUCCUGAACACAAGUGCCAGAACAGAGGCACCUGUGUGGACGGUGUGAACACAUACAACUGCCAGUGCCCACCUGAAUGGACAGGUCAGUUCUGUAUGGAGGAUGUAGACGAAUGCCAACUCAUGCCCAAUGCCUGUCAGAAUGGGGGAACCUGCCAUAACACCCACGGAGGCUACAACUGCGUGUGUGUCAAUGGCUGGACGGGUGACGACUGCAGCGAGAAUAUCGACGACUGCGCCAGCGCUGCCUGCUACCUGGGGGCUACCUGCCAUGAUCGCGUGGCCUCCUUCUUCUGCGAGUGUCCGCAAGGCCGGACAGGUUUACUGUGCCACCUGGACGAUGCCUGCAUCAGUAACCCCUGCCAGAAAGGUUCCAACUGUGACACAAACCCAGUCAAUGGCAAGGCUAUCUGUACCUGCCCUCAAGGCUACAUGGGCUCUGCCUGCAACCAGGAUGUGGACGAGUGUUCUCUAGGUGCCAAUCCUUGUGAGCACGGGGGCAAGUGCAUCAACACCAGGGGCUCCUUCGAGUGCCAGUGCCUGCAGGGCUACACUGGGCCUCGCUGUGAGUUGGAUGUAAACGAGUGCAUGUCCAACCCCUGCCAGAAUGACGCUACCUGCCUGGACCAGAUUGGAGGCUUCAGCUGCAUCUGCAUGCCAGGUUACGAGGGCGUUUUCUGUGAAAUCAAUACAGACGAGUGUGCCAGCAGUCCGUGUUUGAACAACGGAAAAUGUAUUGACAAGAUCAACACAUAUCAUUGCGAGUGCCCUACAGGUUUCACAGGGUUUCUUUGUCAGGUGGAUAUUGACGAGUGUGCCAGUACGCCUUGCAAAAACGGAGCGAAGUGCGUGGAUGGGCCAAACAAGUACACCUGUGAAUGUACUGAAGGCUAUUCUGGCAUGUACUGCGAAAGUGAUAUUAACGAGUGCGACCCGGAUCCUUGUCACUACGGCGCCUGUAAGGACGGCAUUGCCACCUUCACCUGCGUGUGUAAUCCUGGCUACAGCGGCCGUCGGUGCGAGAUCGACAUCAAUGAGUGCCAGAGCCAGCCAUGUCAGAAUGGGGGAAUGUGUCAGGACCGAAACAACGGCUACUUCUGCAACUGCCCUAAGGGGACAACAGGAGCAAACUGUGAGGUAAAUCUUGACGACUGUGAGAAAAACCCUUGUGAUUAUGGCAAGUGCAUCGACAAAAUCAACGGCUACGAAUGCACCUGUGAGCCGGGCUACAAAGGUACGAUGUGCAACAUCAACAUUGACGAGUGUGCCUCAAACCCCUGCCACAAUGGUGGCACCUGCAGGGAUGGCAUCAACAGCUUCACCUGCGUCUGUCCAGAAGGGUACCACGAUCCCACCUGUCUGUCUGAGGUCAAUGAGUGCAACAGCAAUCCCUGCAUUCACGGGUCGUGCCAGGAUGGUGUCAAUGGCUACAAAUGUGACUGUGACCUCGGCUGGAGCGGUACAAACUGUGACAUCAACAACAAUGAAUGCGAGUCCAAUCCCUGUAUGAACGGAGGCACCUGUAAAGACAUGACCAGCGGCUAUGUCUGCACCUGUCGAGUUGGAUUCAGUGGACCCAGCUGCCAGAUGAAUAUCAACGAGUGUGCGUCUAACCCCUGCCUGAAUCAAGGGACCUGCAUUGAUGAUGUGGCUGGUUACAAAUGCAACUGCUUGUUGCCUUACACUGGAGCGAACUGUGAGGAUCUCCUCGCUCCAUGUGCUUCAAACCCAUGUAAGAACGAGGGGGUCUGCCAGGAGUCGGAGGACUAUGAGAGCUUCUCCUGUGUGUGUCCGGAGGGCUGGCAAGGACAGACCUGUGAAGUCGACAUCAACGAGUGCGUGAAGAAUCCCUGCCAAAACUUUGCCCCCUGCCAGAACACUAUCGGCGGCUACAGGUGCAACUGUAAAUCCGGCUACUCUGGACGUAACUGCGAAACCGAUGUCGACGACUGCCAGCCCAACCCCUGCAGCAAUGACGGAUCCUGCUCCGAUGGCAUCAACAGCUUUGUGUGCACCUGCCUGCCAGGGUUCCGCGGGCCGGUGUGUGAGGAGGACAUCAACGAGUGUGACAGCAACCCCUGCAAGAAUGGGGCCAACUGCACCAACUGCGUGAACAGCUACACCUGCACCUGCCCUGCGGGCUUCAGCGGCAUCCACUGCGAGAACAACACCCCCGACUGCACUGAGAGCUCCUGUUUCAAUGGUGGUACCUGCGUGGAUGGCAUCAACACCUUCACCUGCCUGUGCCCUCCUGGCUUCACAGGCAGCUACUGCCAGCAUGAUAUCAACGAGUGUGACUCCAAGCCCUGUCUGAAUGGAGGGACCUGUCAAGACAGCUACGGCACCUACAAGUGUACCUGUCCCCAGGGCUACAACGGCUUGAACUGCCAGAGCUUGGUGCGUUGGUGUGACUCCUCCCCCUGUAAGAAUGGCGGCACAUGCUGGCAGACAGGCACCUCGUACCGCUGCGAGUGCAAGAGUGGCUGGACCGGCCUCUACUGUGAUGUGCCCAGCGUCUCCUGCGAGGUGGCAGCUAAACAGCAAGGUAUUGGCGUGCCUCAGCUGUGCAGGAACUCGGGCCAGUGUGUGGACACUGGCAACACCCAUUACUGCCGGUGCCAGACUGGUUACACGGGCAGCUACUGUGAGGAACAGGUGGACGAGUGCGCUCCAAACCCCUGCCAGAAUGGAGCGACCUGCAUAGACUACCUUGGCGGAUACUCUUGUCAGUGCGUGCCAGGAUACCAGGGAUUUAACUGUUCAGAGGAGAGCAACGAGUGCCUUUCACAACCCUGUAUGAACGGAGGCACCUGCAUUGACCUCGUUAAUACCUACAAGUGCUCCUGCCCCCGGGGAACCCAAGGUGUGCACUGCGAGAUCAAUGUGGACGACUGCAACCCGUUUGUCGAUCCAGUCACGUUGGAACCCAAGUGUUUCAACAACGGCAAGUGUAUAGACAGAGUGGGCGGAUACCACUGCAUCUGCCUGGCAGGCUUUGUGGGCGAGCACUGCGAAGGGGACGUCAACGAGUGUCUGUCCAACCCCUGUGACCCCCGUGGAACCCAGAACUGCGUCCAGCUCAUCAACAACUACCGCUGUGAGUGCCGAACUGGCUUCACAGGCCGGCGUUGUGACACGGUGUUUGACGGCUGCAAGGGGAAGCCUUGCCGGAAUGGAGGAACCUGUGCUGUGGCCAGCAAUACACCUAAUGGAUUCAUAUGCAGAUGUCCUUCUGGUUUCGACGGGUCCACCUGUGAAUACGAUUCCCGCACCUGCGGCAGCCUGCGCUGCCAGAACGGAGGGAAGUGCAUCAAUGGCCCCAAUGCCCCCAGAUGCGUCUGCCCUUCUGAGUUCACCGGCCCGGAGUGCCAGUAUCCCGUCAACAGCCCCUGCAAUUCCAACCCCUGCUACAACGGUGGCACCUGCAAGUUCUUCCAGGAGGCCCCUUUCUACCAGUGUACCUGCCCCACCAACUUCAACGGGCUCUGGUGCCACAUCCUGGAUUACAAAUUCCCUGGCGGGAUGGGCGUAGACAUCACCCCACCCCCUGAGAUCACGGAGCGUUGCGAGAACCCAGAGUGUGAGGAGCGCAAGGGCAACAAGAUCUGUGACCGAGUCUGCAAUAACCACGCCUGCGGCUGGGAUGGGGGAGACUGCUCCCUCAACUUCAACGACCCUUGGAAGAACUGCACCCAGUCCCUGCAGUGCUGGCGCUACUUCAAUGACGGCAAGUGUGACGAGCAGUGCAACAACCCCGGCUGCCUCUACGAUGGCUUUGACUGUCAAAACCUGGACAGCCAGUGCAACCCCCUGUAUGAUCAGUAUUGUAAAGACCACUACGCGGAUGGGCACUGUGACCAAGGCUGCAACAACGCCGAGUGCGAGUGGGACGGUCUGGAUUGCACCAGCUCUCCAGAGAAGCUAGCGGACGGCAGGCUGGUACUGGUGGUGCAGAUCCCCCCAGAGCAGCUCAAGAACAACUCGUUUGGGUUUCUGCGGGAGCUCAGCCGGGUGCUGCACACCAACGUGGUCUUCCGCAAGGAUGAGGGCGGCGAGUUCAUGAUCUACCCUUACUACGGCAGCGAGCAGGAGCUCAAGAAGCACAACAUUAAGAGGUCCUCGGGCAGCUGGGGAGAGAUUCCAAGCAACGUCUUCAGCAAGAUGAAGAAGUCCAUGUACACCAUGGUGAAUGCCAGGAAGCGCCGGGAGCUGGACCAGAUGCAGAUCAAGGGGUCAGUGGUUUAUUUGGAGAUUGACAACCGACAGUGCUAUCAGCAAUCUACAGAAUGCUUCCAAAGUGCAACCGACGUGGCUGCCUUCCUCGGUGCUCUGGCUUCCAGUGGCAAUCUGAAUGUUCCCUACAUCAUUGAGGCUGUUACCAGCGAGAACAGAGACGAGGAGGAGAAGAGGCCGGAGCUGUACCCCAUGUAUGUGGUGGUGUGUGCGCUGGCCUUCCUGGCUUGCAUCGGCGUGGGGGUGCUGGUGUCCCGCAAGAGGCGCAGGGAGCACGGGCAGCUCUGGUUCCCAGAGGGCUUCAAAGUGACGGAACCCAGCAAGAAGAAGCGGCGUGAGCCGGUGGGAGAGGACUCGGUCGGAUUAAAGCCAUUGAAAAUUGCUUCAGAUUUAUCACUGAUGGACGAUAAUCAGAAUGAAUGGGGAGACGAAGAGCCCUCAGACACCAAGCGAUUCCGAUUUGAAGAGCAGGCGAUGCUGAACCUGGAUGAUCAGUCGGACCACAGGCAGUGGACUCAGCAGCACCUGGAUGCAGCCGACAUUCGCAUCCCCUCUAUCGCUCCGACUCCCCCACAGGGAGAGAUCGACAUCGACUGCAUGGAUGUCAACGUCAGGGGUCCAGAUGGGUUCACUCCCCUAAUGAUCGCAUCCUGCAGUGGUGGGGGGCUGGAGACUGGAAACAGCGAGGAGGAAGAGGAUGCCUCUGCCAAUGUGAUCUCCGACUUCAUCUACCAAGGUGCCAUCCUGCACAAUCAAACCGACCGAACGGGGGAGACGGCACUCCACUUGGCAGCCCGCUACGCCCGCUCAGACGCAGCCAAGCGCCUCCUAGAGGCCAGCGCUGAUGCCAACACCCAAGACAACAUGGGCAGGACACCCCUGCACGCUGCCGUGGCUGCUGAUGCUCAGGGAGUCUUCCAGAUCCUGAUUAGGAACAGAGCGACGGACUUGGAUGCCCGCAUGCACGAUGGCACCACUCCCCUCAUUCUGGCAGCUCGCCUGGCAGUCGAAGGCAUGGUGGAAGAGCUGAUCAACUGUCACGCAGACGUCAACGCAAUCGAUGACUUUGGCAAGUCUGCUUUGCACUGGGCUGCAGCUGUGAACAAUGUGGAGGCCGCAAUUGUGCUGCUGAAGAAUGGAGCCAAUAAAGAUAUGCAGAACAAUAAGGAGGAAACACCCUUGUUCCUUGCUGCCAGAGAAGGAAGCUAUGAGACUGCCAAAGUCCUGUUGGAUCACUUCGCCAAUCGGGAAAUCACUGACCACAUGGACCGCCUCCCUCGGGACAUCGCACAGGACCGCAUGCACCAUGACAUUGUACGCCUGCUGGAUGAGUACAACCUGGUGAGGAGCCCUCCCAUGCACAACGGCCACAUUGGAGCCACCCUCUCCCCGACUCUCUGCUCACCCAACAGCUACCUGGGGAACAUGAAGCCGGUGCCGGGCAAGAAAGCCAGAAAGCCAAGCACCAAGGGCAUGAGCUGCAACGGCAAAGAUGCCAAAGACAUCAAGACAAGAAGGAAGAAGUCCCAAGAUGGGAAAGGCAGUCUGCUGGACAGUUCGGCUGUGCUGUCGCCAGUGGAUUCCCUCGAAUCUCCUCAUGGGUACAUGUCGGAUGUGGCUUCCCCACGCAUGAUGACCUCUCCCUUCCAACAGUCCCCUUCCAUGCCCCUCAACCAUCUUCAGGGCUUGUCUGAUGCCCACAUUGGUGUAAACCACCUGGGCAUGACUGGGAAGCAGGAUAUGUCCAUGGGCAGCUCCAAUCGGAUGUUUGAGUCUGUGCCACCACGACUCUCCCACCUUCCUGUAUCCACUCCCAACAGCACUGUUCUGAGCAAUGGUUCCAUUAGCUUCACUAUAGGUGGGGGGCCCACCAUGAAUGGCCAGUGCGACUGGAUGUCCAGGAUGCAACCUCCCAUGGGACAAAACCAAUUCAACCCCAUGAGGAGCAAUAGCCAGGGCAGCAUGCACCCAGUCAACCAAGCCCAGCAGCAUAGCAUGAUGACCUCCUUGCACAACGGGCUUCCCACCACCACCUUGUCCCAGAUGAUGAGCUACCAGGGGAUGCAAAAUACGAGGCUUGCCAGCCAGUCUCAUUUAAUGCAGACGCAGCAGAUCCAGCAAAUGCAACACCAGCAGAACCUGCAGCAGCAGUUACAGCAGCAGCAAAGCAUGCAACUGCAGCACCAGAACUCUAAUACUGCCACCAACGGUCACACUAUUGGCCAGAACUUCAUUGCUGGUGACCUGAGCCAGUCGGAUCUACAGCAGCUGUCUGGCAGUACCAUGCCGAUCCACACCAUACUGUCACAAGAGACCCAGGUCCUUCCCUCAUCCCUCAGCCAACCUAUGCCCACCACCCAGUUCCUCACCCCUCCCUCCCAGCACAGCUACUCUUCGCCAUUGGACAAUACCCCCAGCCACCAGCUCCAGGUGCCAGACCACCCCUUUCUGACUCCUUCCCCAGAAUCCCCGGACCAGUGGUCAAGCUCCUCCCCACAUUCCAUGUCUGAUUGGUCAGAAGGCAUCUCCAGCCCGCCCACAAGUAUGCAGUCACAAAUGGGACACAUUCCAGACCAAUUUAAAUGAAGGGUGGAGUGAGGAAUAAAACCGCAGCAAACGUGGCCCACUGUGGACCAGAGGGAUUUUGUAUUCUGAUUCUUGUAGGAGCACACUUGUAGAAAAAGACGCUGAUUGUGACUGAAGGAUCCUUUUUUUAAAUAUGGUUUUAUACUAAUGAGCAGAAUCACAUUCUAUUCACAUUUUUGUAUUUAUUGAUGUACUUUUUUUAUUUUAUGUCUGGGGGGGGGGGUUGGGUUGGGUUGGGGUAGCUGCCUCUUUAUUUAUACAUUUGAAUUGUCCUCUGUGUUAAAGAAAUCCCAGGAAUUGUGUAGGUCUGGCAGUUAUAAUCCUGGUGGAGAAACAGAUGUAGUGUGUUUUUGUUUUGUUUUUUGCUUCGAUUCUUGAUUUUAUGGAAACACAGGUUUAUUUAUUGGUGUCUUAAAAUGCUACUUCUGUAAUUUGAUUGUACACCAAAUUGAAUUGUAACCGUACGACUAAUUUUGUAUAAAAAAAAACAAAAAAACAUUUAAUCUUGUUUUAAGUUUCAGUAUUAUGUAGAUGUAUAUUUGUUUUAACAGAAAUGUAGUAUUUUAAAUGCAGACUUUAUUUUUUGAUGCAGGACCAUAUAAUUUUUUUAUUUUUUUUUGUAAUAAACGAUGACCUUAUAGAACCAUAACCUAUAAGCUAAAAGUCUUAUGCAACGAUGCUGCCAAAAGAAAGACUAUCAAGAAAAAAAAUGAUAUAAUCUGAACUCUGUCUUACAAUAUCUGUACCUGUGAAGAUUGCCCAAAAAACUGCCAUCGGAUUGCAAUGUUCUCCUAUUAAUGAAUGUGUCCAGGAAUUCGCCUUGCCACAGCAGUGGAAAUGCCCAAGUAACUUAAUAGAGGAAGAAAAAAGGAUAAUUUCUCAUAUGCCGCCUUUAUAGAUCACAGCAUGGUGUAUUGCAGUAAGAUUGUGGAAUUGAAUUUGCCCUGUGGGUUUAAUGCAUUCAAGAAGCCCAGACUCCCAAGUGGAAGACUAGCUAGAGCUGUGGUAUAAUGAAUAGAACAAGAGAUACAAAUGAGUUGCCCACCUAACCAACCAGAAUGCACUGGAGAUGUGUGUGUCUUCUGUAUACUUAAAUAAGGGGUUCAAUGUAAGAUCUGCACAUUGCUACCGUUUAUACAGUUUAGAUUUCUUUAACACUGGUUGUCAAGUGGCUGAGACGCGAGAUGCAAAAGGGAAAUAUAGAUUUUUCCUGAUACAUCUCUUAAAGUUUUCAACGACAGUAAUUGCAUGUUUGAAAUAAAAAGCCUGUGGCAGAUAUUGAAUGUGUAGAUAAGGUGUAUUGUUAAAUAAGCAGGAUUUUGUUUAAAAAAUCUGCUUAGAUGAAUGAGUCUUAAGCAUGUUGUGUUAAUAAGAGGAGUCACAAUGUUGUGUACAGAGAUGGGUCCAGAAAUCCUAACUACUACAUUGCACAGAAGCAACCAGGAUAUAGAGGUGUUUAUAUGAAUAUAGUGGGGAUUUGAGGUCCCUGUAGAUAAGAUAUUAAUGAAAUAUAAAUGCUUUUAUCAUUAUUUAUUGAUAAACCACACUGUAUCCCGGGAUUUAGAGUACCAUAUUAAGAUUUCUUCUUCUUUUUUUUUUUUUUAAGUGAAAACCCUGAAUUUUGUUUUACCCAUCUCUUGCAAUAUUGUGAUACACUUAAGGUUUCUGAUGAACAUUGGAUGGUGUCAGUACUUGCUGUCAUGCUUUAAAAACUAGAAGGUAGUUUACAAAAAAAUAUCUAAUGGGGAGAAGAUGUUGCCUACCUGCAAAGUUGUAGUUUUACAAAAAAACAAUAGAACAAAAAAAAACAAUGUAUUUUCUGUUACCUGAUUUAUAAACGAUUGUUUCUUGAUACAAUAAAUGGUGCUGUCAGGCAUCUAGAUUUUA